Messenger RNA from Onychostruthus taczanowskii (white-rumped snowfinch), 603 nucleotides. RefSeq lists its product as uncharacterized. The transcript has 5 exons. Gene Ontology annotation, cellular component: LUBAC complex. Gene Ontology annotation, biological process: protein linear polyubiquitination. Gene Ontology annotation, molecular function: ubiquitin protein ligase activity; K48-linked polyubiquitin modification-dependent protein binding; K63-linked polyubiquitin modification-dependent protein binding. Lineage: Eukaryota; Metazoa; Chordata; Aves; Passeriformes; Passeridae. The record is from RefSeq and is a predicted model, not a curated record. The coding region runs from base 1 to 603 and encodes 200 amino acids.
AUGCGCCGUAAGAGAAGACGAGCCAGAAACGCCAUGUUUCGUAAGGGCAGAUGUGAGGGAGUGACGUCACAGAAGGGGAAGCCACGCCCACUUUCCCCCUCAGGACGCGCCGCCAUCUUGGAUCCGCCGCCGCUCCCUGAGGUGAUGCCAGACCUUCCCAAAGAUGCCCCAGAUUUGGGGUCUCUCCAGGACCUGCGGGCUGCCCUGGAGGGGGCCCUGCUGAGGUGCCCGGCUGAGGCCGAGCCCCCCGAGCUGGGCCCGGUGCUGCGGCUGCCGCUGCCCCCGAGCCGGAAACUCAAACACCUGCAGGGGAGCCGGAUCCUCAGGGACAACCUGGAGUGGAACCCCGAGGGUCUCCCCCGCGGCCUGGAGCAGCUGAGGACGGCGCUGAACAUUCUGGAAAAGUACGGCCGCAACCUGCUCAGCCCCCGCCCGCCCCGGCACUGGAGGGCGGUCAGGUUUGGCAACCCCGUCUUCAAAUCCACCGUGGGAGCCAUCCAGCCACUCCCACCAUCCUUAAAGCCACGCCCACUCCUCCUCAAAGCCACUCCCACUAUGCAGAAGCCCCGCCCCCUCUCUGUAUGCCCCUCCCUCUACCUAUAA